This is a messenger RNA of Cetraspora pellucida, 243 nucleotides long. NCBI's taxonomy places the organism in Eukaryota, Fungi, Glomeromycota, Glomeromycetes, Diversisporales, Gigasporaceae. The record is from the annotation of a GenBank genome assembly.
AUGCCUCAGCAUAAGUCAUCCCGUCACGCCGCUAAUCGAAGAUAUUAUGAAAGAAAUCGAGAGCGUAUUCUCCAGCUCCGUCGAGCCUCUCGCAAUGAAACUCGUGCUCGACUACAAUAUCUUGAAAAUCUUCACAAUCUUCAACUGCCACCAAUUCAAUAUAUUUUGAACAACACACCUCCAGUGAUGCAGGCAUCAGGACCAGAAGAAAAUACAUCAGUAACAAAAAUUAAGCAAAAUUAU